Messenger RNA from Myotis davidii, 8465 nucleotides. Its product is annotated as myosin-3. The record is from RefSeq and is a predicted model, not a curated record. The coding region runs from base 2308 to 8244 and encodes 1978 amino acids. The transcript is spliced from 37 exons. Lineage: Eukaryota; Metazoa; Chordata; Mammalia; Chiroptera; Vespertilionidae. Gene Ontology annotation, cellular component: myosin complex. Gene Ontology annotation, molecular function: actin filament binding; ATP binding; cytoskeletal motor activity.
AGCACACAGUAGGUGUCUCAUUAAUGUCCCCACACCUCUUUGAGUAACCUCCAUACCUGGCUUGGUAAGGGCGGGAGCAGGCAGUCCUUAUUCUUAAGUGGGGACCAUUGACACACAGCUCUCUUUCGCAUUAACAACCAACGCUUGCCCACUGGCUGCUCCCAAGGAUUUGAUCAGAAAACGUGGGGUAAAACAAGCGAAAAGUAGAAUGGCACGGACGAAAGCUUCAACUAAACCCUUGCUCUUCUCUGAGGCUUUUUUUUCCAAUCCUGAUUUAGCAACAACCACACUUGUAAGACACCCCCACACCCUCCCGUGCUCUGCAGGCCACCGCUGUCCCCCGGCCCCCCGCCUAGGCCAGCAGCUGGUUUUUCCGAAUCGGUCAUACGUCUUGGUAACAACAGGGCCUUCACAGCUGUUGCUGGGAACACUAGCGGGUGGGAUAGCGCCCAGCACUAAUUUACUGGUCCUACUGGUGCUUGAGAAACGAUCACAUUGAUAUGCUGCUAGUGAAACGGAAAGGUGCACAGGGAAAGGAGAAGAGGGCGGAGCGGGGAGGGAGGGAAGGAGAAUUACUCCUGUUGCUGUUGUUCCUCGCAUAAGUUUUAUAAUCACACAGUCCUGUGUUGUGAGAAAAGUCUACUCAAAUCUCCAGGAGGAUGGGAACGUUUUCAGUUUCGUUCAUUCUCCUGUAAGAUGAGGUUUCUGCGGCCAGUCUGACUGCUCUGUCCUGGGCAGGGCUCCCCUGAUGUCACAGCUGGUAGCUGCCUGCGCGGUGGUCCGGCAGGGCCUCCCCAGCCAGGCUGGUCCGUCACGUCGCCAGCCCCAAGUUCAGCAAAAGGCAUCCCAAACUCCCAACCUUCUAUAGUUGGAAGAAUGGCUAUAAUCCUGCUCAUUUCUAUAUAUACCUUUCCCCUGGCAGCGACGCCAAAAAAAUGGGAGGCAGGAGCUGCUUCUCAGCCGGUGGUGUGGUCAUUCUCUUUCCAAAUAUAGAGAAGGAAUGAGCCAGGGGGGUCAGUGGGGCCUAUAAAAGCGCAGCCAGCAGCAGCCCCUCGUAGCUGCUCUCGUGGGCGGAGGUAAGUCACAGCCCUCUGGCAUGGCUCUCGCCUCGGUGUGGCCGGGCCUUGCCUGGCUUUGCUAAGGAACUGUUAGAUGUGAAGGACAGGUCCUCCUCCCACCUCCCCUCCCCAUCACGGGCAGGAUCCCUGGACUCUCCAUGACCUCGGCCUGUCCAGCGGGGUGACGCUCUCCCUUUGCCUCUCUGAGUGGUGCAGGGACCACGGGAUGCGGUGCCUUCCUGGACUCUCUCCUUCCCCACCUACAUGUGUGCCUGUCACAUGUCCUGUCCUCCCAAGACCAACCACACUGUCCGGGUGUCAGUCUGCCGGUCUUAGAGAUUUCUCCCUGCCCCAGGCCUAGAACCACAAGCUUUUAGACAGAGAUGCUGUUUUACUGUCCACUUCUAAUGGGAGGCAUUGCAGACUGAACAACGGCCCAGAGUGGGCUGGUAAGGGCCAGGUUGGGGGUAGUGGGGCUUUUACUACCUUAAUGGCUUACGUGUGGGUCCUGUCCCAUCUGCUCCUCCAGCUUGUCUCCGGGGUAAGUUAUUAGUCCUUUCUCCUUAUUUACCUAAUUUAUCAAGAGCUGAAUUGAAGCUGGACCGGACGCUGCCAGGUGCCCUGAGCUUUCCUCUCACGUUCUUUGCAGGUCUGAUUUCCCGGGCUGCUGCGGCCUCAUUGUCUGUCCUGUGUCUGUGACUCUCGGGUGAGAAUUCUGGCCACGUCCCUGGCUGGCGGGAACCUGGGAGCUCAGACCAGGACAGGGAGGCUGGGAGGAACGGAGGGGCAGCACUUAGGAGGCCUCCCGAAGGAUGAGAGGUCAGACGGGGCUGCUGUUCUCAGCAACUGGAGGAAGCCCCGCGGCUUUCCUUGAGGGAGAGGGGGUGGCCACCUUCGUUCAAAAUGGUCCCAAAGUUCCUCAGCUAUUUGUGACUGAGCAGGAUCCCUUUGAAGAACGGCCUUUGUGUUUUAUGGUGUUUAUUCUAAAGCUUCCCUGGGCAACACCUGGGUUUUAAAGGAAGUGAGGUCCCGAGGGGCUGGGCUCACCUCUAGUUCCCUCAGCCAGCCGAGCCUCAGAUGACGAGGAGACGGGUUACAAGCUCCGCUGAUUUUCCCAGCACUUAGGUCUGUGGGUGGGGCUCCUGGGACCGAGCACAGCCUGUCCGGAGCCAUCGUAGAGCAGAGGCGGGCAGGCCGGGGGCCUGCUGGGAGGCAGCGGCUCACGGUGGCUUGCCUUGCAGCUGGCGCCAUGAGCAGCGACACUGAAAUGGAAGUGUUCGGCAUGGCCGCUCCCUUCCUCCGCAAGUCAGAAAAGGAGAGGAUCGAGGCGCAGAACCAGCCCUUUGAUGCCAAAACCUACUGCUUUGUGGUCGACUCGAAGGAAGAGUACGCCAAGGGGAAAAUUAAGAGUACCCAGGAUGGGAAGGUCACGGUGGAAACCGAAGACAACCGUACCCUGGUGGUCAAGCCGGAGGACGUGUACGCCAUGAACCCGCCCAAGUUCGACCGGAUCGAGGACAUGGCCAUGCUGACGCACCUGAACGAGCCGGCCGUGCUGUACAACCUCAAGGACCGCUACACGUCCUGGAUGAUCUACACCUACUCGGGCCUCUUCUGUGUCACCGUCAACCCCUACAAGUGGCUGCCGGUGUAUAAUGCAGAGGUGGUGUCUGCCUACCGAGGCAAAAAGCGCCAGGAGGCCCCGCCCCACAUCUUCUCCAUCUCUGACAACGCCUAUCAGUUCAUGCUGACUGAUCGUGAAAACCAGUCCAUCCUGAUCACCGGAGAAUCCGGGGCAGGGAAGACUGUGAACACCAAGAGGGUCAUCCAGUACUUUGCAACAAUUGCAGCGACUGGGGACCUGGCCAAGAAGAAAGACUCCAAAAUGAAGGGAACUCUGGAAGACCAAAUCAUCAGUGCCAACCCGCUGCUGGAGGCUUUCGGGAACGCCAAGACCGUGAGGAACGACAACUCCUCCCGCUUUGGCAAGUUCAUCCGAAUCCAUUUCGGCACCACGGGGAAGCUGGCCUCUGCAGAUAUUGAAACUUAUCUGCUGGAGAAAUCAAGAGUGACUUUCCAGCUGAAGGCUGAGAGAAGCUACCACAUCUUCUACCAGAUUCUUUCCAACAAGAAGCCGGAGCUCAUAGAGCUGCUGCUGAUUACGACCAACCCUUACGACUACCCGUUCAUCAGCCAGGGCGAGAUCCUGGUGGCCAGCAUUGACGAUGCGGAGGAGCUGCUGGCCACGGAUGUAAGUAGAACAGAGAGAGGUGCGGGUGCUGGUCCUGGCCCCUGGGCUCAGCCGGCUGACGUGCCCUUCUUUCCAUGGCAGAGUGCCAUUGACAUCCUGGGCUUCACUGCAGAGGAGAAGUCCGGGAUCUACAAGCUCACGGGCGCCGUGAUGCACUAUGGGAACAUGAAGUUCAAGCAGAAGCAGCGGGAGGAGCAGGCGGAGCCCGACGGCACCGAAGUGGCUGACAAGACAGCCUACCUGAUGGGCCUGAACUCCUCAGACCUCCUGAAAGCCCUGUGCUUCCCCCGGGUGAAAGUCGGGAAUGAGUACGUGACCAAAGGUCAAACGGUGGACCAGGUCCACCAUGCUGUGAACGCCCUCUCCAAGUCAGUUUACGAAAAGCUGUUUCUGUGGAUGGUCACGCGCAUCAACCAGCAGCUGGACACGAAGCUGCCCAGACAGCACUUCAUUGGGGUUUUGGACAUCGCUGGCUUCGAGAUCUUCGAGUACAACAGCCUGGAGCAGCUGUGCAUCAACUUCACCAACGAGAAACUGCAACAGUUUUUCAACCACCACAUGUUCGUGCUGGAGCAGGAGGAGUACAAGAAGGAAGGCAUCGAGUGGACGUUCAUCGACUUCGGGAUGGACCUGGCUGCCUGCAUCGAGCUCAUCGAGAAGCCCAUGGGCAUCUUCUCCAUCCUGGAGGAGGAGUGCAUGUUCCCCAAGGCCACAGACACCUCCUUCAAGAACAAGCUGCAUGACCAGCACCUGGGCAAGUCCAGCAAUUUCCAGAAGCCCAAGGUCGUCAAAGGCAAGGCCGAGGCCCACUUCUCGCUGGUGCACUACGCGGGCACCGUGGACUACAGCGUCUCGGGCUGGCUGGAGAAGAACAAGGACCCCCUGAACGAGACCGUGGUCGGGCUGUACCAGAAGUCCUCCAACAGGCUCCUGGCUCACCUCUACGCCACCUUUGCUACCACGGACGCUGACAGCGGGAAGAAGAAAGUUGCCAAGAAGAAGGGCUCGUCCUUCCAAACUGUCUCUGCCCUUUUCAGGGAAAACCUGAACAAGCUAAUGUCCAAUUUAAGAACUACGCACCCUCACUUUGUGCGCUGUAUAAUUCCCAACGAAACCAAAACCCCAGGGGCCAUGGAGCACAGCCUGGUCCUGCACCAGCUGCGCUGUAACGGGGUUCUGGAGGGCAUCCGCAUCUGCCGGAAGGGCUUCCCCAACCGCAUUCUCUACGGGGAUUUUAAACAGAGAUACCGCGUGCUGAAUGCCAGUGCGAUCCCAGAGGGACAGUUCAUCGACAGCAAGAAGGCUUGUGAGAAGCUGCUGGCCUCCAUCGACAUUGACCACACGCAGUACAAAUUCGGACACACCAAGGUGUUCUUCAAAGCCGGCUUGCUGGGAACCCUGGAAGAAAUGCGCGAUGACCGCCUGGCCAAACUGAUCACUCGGACGCAGGCUGUGUGCAGAGGGUUUCUCAUGCGCGUGGAAUUCCAGAAGAUGGUGCAGAGAAGGGAGUCCAUCUUCUGCAUCCAGUACAAUGUCCGCGCCUUCAUGAACGUCAAGCACUGGCCCUGGAUGAAGCUCUUCUUCAAGAUCAAGCCCCUCCUCAAGAGCGCGGAGACCGAGAAGGAGAUGGCCACCAUGAAGGAGGAGUUCCAGAAGACCAAGGAGGAGCUGGCCAGGUCGGAGGCGAAGAGGAAGGAGCUGGAGGAGAAGCUGGUGACUCUCGUCCAAGAGAAGAAUGACCUGCUGCUCCAAGUGCAGGCUGAAUGUGAAAACUUGCUGGAUGCCGAGGAAAGGUGUGAUCAGCUGAUCAAAGCCAAAUUCCAGCUGGAGGCUAAAAUCAAGGAGGUGACCGAGAGAGCCGAGGAUGAGGAGGAGAUCAAUGCUGAGCUGACGGCCAAGAAGAGGAAACUGGAGGACGAAUGUUCAGAACUGAAGAAAGACAUCGAUGACCUUGAGCUGACACUGGCCAAGGUUGAAAAGGAGAAGCAUGCCACAGAGAACAAGGUUAAAAACCUGACUGAGGAGCUGGCUGGGUUGGAUGAAACCAUCGCAAAGUUAACCAGGGAGAAGAAGGCCCUCCAGGAGGCCCACCAGCAGACCCUGGACGACCUCCAAGCUGAAGAAGACAAAGUCAAUUCUUUGAGUAAAACCAAGAGCAAACUGGAACAGCAAGUCGAUGAUCUGGAAAACUCCCUAGAGCAAGAAAAAAAGCUCCGGGUAGACCUGGAACGGAACAAAAGGAAGCUGGAGGGAGACUUGAAGCUUGCCCACGAGUCCAUAUCGGAUCUGGAGAAUGACAAGCAACAGCUGGAUGAAAGGCUCAAGAAGAAGGAUUUUGAAUAUAGUCAACUGCAGAGCAAAGUGGAAGAUGAGCAGACCCUGGGCCUCCAGUUUCAGAAGAAAAUCAAAGAGCUCCAGGCUCGCAUCGAGGAGCUGGAAGAAGAGAUUGAGGCAGAGAGGGCGACUCGUGCAAAGGCAGAGAAGCAGCGCUGUGACUACGCCCGGGAACUGGAGGAGCUGAGUGAGCGGCUGGAGGAGGCGGGAGGCGUCACCUCCACCCAGAUCGAGCUGAACAAGAAGCGGGAGGCCGAGUUCCUGAAACUGCGCCGGGACCUGGAGGAGGCCACCCUGCAGCACGAAGCCACGGCGGCCGCUCUGAGGAAGAAGCACGCAGACAGCGUGGCCGAGCUCGCCGAGCAGAUAGACAACCUGCAGAGGGUCAAGCAGAAGCUGGAGAAGGAGAAGAGCGAGUUCAAACUGGAGAUCGACGACCUCGCCAGCAACGUGGAGAGUGUGUCGAAAUCCAAGGCAAAUCUGGAGAAAAUAUGCCGCACUCUGGAGGAUCAGCUAAGUGAGGCCAGGGGCAAGAACGAGGAGGCUCUGAGGAGCAUGAGCGAGCUGACGGCACAGAAGUCUCGUCUUCAGACAGAGGCUGGGGAGCUGAGUCGUCAACUGGAAGAAAAGGAAAGUAUAGUAUCCCAGCUCUCUAGGAGCAAGCAAGCUUUCACCCAGCAAACCGAGGAGCUCAAGAGGCAGCUGGAGGAAGAGAACAAGGCCAAGAACGCCCUGGCCCACGCCCUGCAGUCCUCCCGCCACGACUGUGACCUGCUGCGGGAACAGUAUGAGGAGGAGCAGGAAGCCAAGGCCGAGCUGCAGAGGGCGCUGUCCAAGGCCAACAGCGAGGUUGCCCAGUGGAGGACCAAGUACGAGACGGACGCCAUCCAGCGCACGGAGGAGCUGGAGGAGGCCAAGAAAAAGCUCGCUCAGCGCCUUCAGGAUUCCGAGGAACAGGUUGAGGCAGUGAAUGCGAAGUGUGCUUCCUUGGAGAAGACCAAGCAGAGGCUGCAAGGGGAGGUCGAGGAUCUGAUGGUGGACGUGGAAAGAGCCAACUCCAUGGCCGCAGCUCUGGACAAGAAGCAGAGGAACUUUGACAAGGUGCUGGCUGAAUGGAAAACGAAGUCCCAGGAGAGCCAGGCGGAGCUGGAGGCGGCCCUGAAGGAAUCCCGCACCCUGAGCACCGAACUCUUCAAACUGAAAAACGCCUACGAAGAAGCCUUAGAUCAGCUUGAAACUGUGAAACGAGAAAACAAGAACUUGGAGCAGGAGAUAGCGGACCUCACAGAGCAAAUUGCUGAGAAUGGCAAAACCAUCCAUGAACAGGAGAAAUCGAGAAAGCAGAUCGAGCUGGAGAAGGCAGACAUCCAGCUGGCUCUGGAGGAAGCGGAGGUGAGCGGACGCUGGGGUGGCACAGGCGCCAUGAGGCCAUGGUGGGUGCCACCCUGGCAGGCUAGCUGGUCCCACCGUCUUCAUUUUUGCCUCUGUAGAACCCACAGUCUGAAAUCUGCACCCGUCCUAUCAAACAGUGUAACUGCGAGAUUGAAUGGGAUAAUACUAACCCACAGUCUGAAAUCUGCACCCGUCCUAUCAAACAGUGCUGCCCUUGAGCACGAAGAGGCCAAGAUCCUCCGUUCCACGAGACCUUCCCUUUUCUCUGGCCAGGACACCCAGCUACACCUGGAUGACGCCCUCCGGGGCCAGGAGGACCUGAAGGAGCAGCUGGCGAUCGUGGAGCGCAGAGCCAACCUGCUGCAGGCCGAGGUGGAGGAGCUGCGGGCGUCGCUGGAGCAGACGGAGAGGGCGCGGAAGCUGGCGGAACAAGAGCUCCUGGACUCCAACGAGAGGGUGCAGCUGCUGCACGCCCAGAACACCAGCCUCAUCCACACCAAGAAGAAGCUGGAGACAGACCUCAUGCAGCUCCAGAGCGAGGUUGAAGAUGCCAGCAGGGACGCAAGGAAUGCGGAAGAGAAAGCAAAGAAGGCCAUCACAGAUGCAGCCAUGAUGGCCGAGGAGCUGAAGAAGGAGCAGGACACCAGCGCCCACCUGGAGCGGAUGAAGAAGAACCUGGAGCAGACGGUGAAGGACCUGCAGCACCGCCUGGAUGAGGCUGAGCAGCUGGCCCUGAAGGGCGGGAAGAAGCAGAUCCAGAAGCUGGAGACGCGGAUCCGAGAGCUGGAGCUGGAGCUUGAAGGGGAGCAGAAGAAGAACGCCGAGUCCGUGAAGGGCCUGCGGAAAUAUGAGCGGCGGGUCAAGGAGCUAACUUACCAGAGUGAAGAGGACAGGAAGAAUGUGCUGCGACUGCAGGAUCUGGUGGACAAGCUGCAAGUGAAAGUCAAGACCUACAAGAGGCAGGCGGAGGAGGCGGAUGAACAAGCCAACGCGCAUCUCACCAAAUUCCGAAAGGCUCAGCAUGAGCUCGAGGAGGCUGAAGAGCGGGCCGAUAUUGCGGAGUCUCAAGUCAAUAAGCUUCGCGCUAAGACCCGAGACUUCGCCCCCGGCAGGGUAGGUGGCUCCCCCUGCCGCGGCGAGAGGGAGGGCAGCAGAUGCGUGCGGGACUCGCAGCCCCUGGUGACCUGGGAAGGACCCGCUGUGAUGUAGACAUUUUUGAACUGGAAGGGGCCUUAGGGAGCCCUCAGUGUUAGAGCUGUGGACCCUGGGUUCAGGAAGGGAAGGGGUUUGCCUAAGGUCGCAGAGCUGAGAACAGCCCCGCUAGAGCCCAGGUCUGAGUCGCACGGAAAGACACGCCAUUCUGGGAAGGAAGGAGAGGUUCCCCCUGAGACCUUUCAGUGCCCUCUGCUGGCACCGUCCUCAGUCGCGUU